Messenger RNA from Melanotaenia boesemani (Boeseman's rainbowfish), 1193 nucleotides. RefSeq names its product trace amine-associated receptor 13c-like. Gene Ontology annotation, cellular component: membrane. Bases 210 to 1193 code for a protein of 327 amino acids. The transcript has 2 exons. The record is from RefSeq and is a predicted model, not a curated record. Lineage: Eukaryota; Metazoa; Chordata; Actinopteri; Atheriniformes; Melanotaeniidae. Gene Ontology annotation, biological process: G protein-coupled receptor signaling pathway. Gene Ontology annotation, molecular function: trace-amine receptor activity.
UAGUUAAAUACACCCAAAAAGGUCAGAAGAACUUAUUGACUCAUUGGUCAGUGUAUUCAGGGCUCCUGUGUUUGGUGAAGAGAGUUACAGUGGAGGCAUGAUUGUCCAAUAGAGAGAAGGGGAGGUGUGAGAAGGUCAGAGGCAUUGGUUAUAUAACCAGAUUUUGCACAUAAGUUGGCAGAGCUGCAGCUCUGUGAAGAUCCCUGAAGAUGGACGUCCAGGUCAGACCAGAACUCUGCUUUCCACAGUUUUCCAACAGCUCCUGCAUCAAGCCUACUUCAUCACGGACUGAAGCCAUAAUCCUUCAAAUCAUGCUGUCCUCCAUUUCUCUCAUCACUGUGGUUCUCAACCUGCUCGUCAUCAUCUCAGUCUCUUACUUCAGGCAGCUCCACACACCCACUAACAUCCUCCUCCUCUCUCUGGCUGUCUCAGACUUUCUGGUGGGUCUCCUGUUGAUGCCAGGAGAAAUCAUUCGAAAAACAGCGUGCUGGUAUCUUGGCGACCUCAUGUGUGCUUUGUAUAAUUAUGUGUCCUACAUCAUUACCUCUGCCUCAGUAGGAGACAUGGUGCUCAUAUCAGUUGAUCGGUAUGUGGCCAUUUGUGACCCUCUACAUUAUUCAAGUAGAGUCACAGAAGGAAGAGUUAAAGUCUGUGUCUGUCUGUGUUGGCUGUGCUCUGCUCUCUACAGCAGUAUUAUCGUUAAGGGUGACCUGACUCAACCAGGUCUGCAUAAUUCCUGUUAUGGAGAAUGUUUAAUUGUUGUUGAAUAUAUUGCAGGAACUGUUGACCUUUUUAUAACCUUUCUUGCUCCGGUUUCUGUCAUUGUAGUUCUGUAUAUGAAAGUAUUUGUGGUGGCUGUGUCUCAGGCUCGUGCCAUGCACUCUCAUGUUACAUCUGUUCCACUCAACCUCUCACUAAGUAUAAUAAGGAAAUCUGAGCUGAAAGCAGCCAGGACCCUUGGUGUUCUGAUAAUUGUGUUUCUAUUAUGUUUUUGUCCAUAUUACAGCGUUUCCCUUGCAGGAGAUGAUUUGCUCAGUGGCUCAUAUGCAUCCUAUGUGUUUUUUCUAUUCUACUUAAACUCCAGUCUGAACCCUAUUAUUUAUGCAAUGUUCUACCCCUGGUUCAGAAAAGCAGUAAAAUUCAUUAUCACUCUUCAGAUUCUGCAAUCUGACUCCUGUGAGAUCAACAUAUAG